AUGGAAGUCGCCUUUUUCGGUUUGAAGAGUCGGUUUGGAUUGCGGUCGUCUUCUUCACCAACUACACCAUUAGGCAUGUUUGGGACCAUCAACGAAUUAGUUGACUCGUCUAUGAAGGCAGUGAAAGUUGUGCACGAAAAAGCUCGUCAUGCUGUACUAUCUCAACAUAACGGAGGUUACCAGAUUCUUCAUUUGCAGGUAGUAGAGUGGUCAAAAGUGAAGGAAUCCUUUUUCUCCAAGGCUGGGGAGUUGCUGGCAGAUUACGCACACAACACCUUAGGGAACGUGAACGAGUUCUCAUCCGUUUUAGAUUCGCUCGAAAGGAACUUGGACUUGUUGAUUGAUAAAUCGUCGGAUAUCAAAACGAAAAUCAAAGCUGCAGAGCGGUCCGGUAAAAGGAAAAGGAAAAGAGAAGUCGAGAAUUGGUUGGCAAAAGUACAAAAUGUCGAAGGUGGGAUUCUUAAUUUGAAGAAUGAAGUGCAGUCGCAAGGGUUUAUUAGCCGGUUCCUAGUUGGAGGAGACGCAAAAAAAUUGAAGGAAAGAUUAGAUGAACUGAUAGAGGAGAGUCGACAUUUUGGCGAACUUGUUGUCGAUGAUCAUGAAAUCCGAGGGGAGCCAUUGUUAACAACAAAGCUAGUAGGUAAAGAAUGUGAGGAAAUUUUGGGAAGAAUUUGGCAACUUUUAGUGAAUGAUAAAGUGCCGAUCAUUGGGAUUUACGGUAUGGGUGGUGUAGGCAAGACCACUCUGACGAAGCACAUCCACAACCGACUAUUAGAAGAACAAAAUCAAGAAUGUCUUUUUUGGGUGACGGUGUCUCAAGAGUUGAGCGUAACAAAGUUGCAGGAUAGAAUAGCCGAUGUUAUAAAGUUGAACCUUUCGGACGAACCCAAUGAAGACAAAAGAGCAUCAAGAUUGAACCGGAAACUAAUAUCAUUAAGAAAGAAGUUUGUCCUCAUAUUAGAUGGUGUGUGGGAAAAUGUCCGUUUGGAUAAAAUGGGCGACCCGCUUCGUGUUGAGGGUUGCCAAUUGAUUAUGACAACCCGUUCGAUAAAAGUUUGUCAUCAAAUGGGUUGCCAAGAAGUUGUUCAAGUGAAAACACUAGACAUGGAUGAAGCAUGGAACUUAUUCGGUGAAGUACUUGGACCACAAACGACAUUAAAUCCGCAAGUGAAAGAAAUUGCAAAGUCUAUGGUGAAAGUGUGCGGCGGUUUGCCACUAGGGAUCGUCACUUUAGCGGCAAGCAUGAGGGGCGAGACCGCCAUUCACGCAUGGAGAGAUGCAAUGGAGGAACUACAAAAUUCACUUAUAGGGGACAAUGAUGACAUGGAUGUUAAGGUAUUCAAAGUUCUGAAAUAUAGUUUUGAUCGAUUUGAUCCAAAUCAUCAAAGGCAAGGGAAAGCUAAUGGCGGGUACACAAAAUUACAACUGUGUUUCCUCUAUUGCGCUUUGUAUCCAGAGGACUACAACAUUCCACGAGAGGAACUAAUUCGAAAAUUCAUUUCGGAGGAGUUGGUAGACAAAAGAAAUAGUGUGAAAGCCCAGUUUGACAAGGGCCAUUCCGUACUCGAUAAGUUAUUGAGCGUGGGCUUACUUGAAAGUACUCGUGUUGUUGAUGAAAGUGAUAGUGUGAAAAUGCAUGAUCUAGUAAGAACCAUGGCCUUAAAAAUUACUCAAGGGAGAAAUAAAGUCAUAGGCGGGCAAUGCAGUUUGAAGGAAAUUCCGAACGAAGAAGUAUGGACGAAGGAUCUUGAAAAGAUGUCGUUGAUGCAUAACGAGAUAGAGGAAAUUCCGUUUGGAUUAUCUCCCGAUUGUCCUAAUCUUUCGACAUUGCUUUUGCAGGGGAACCCGUUGAAGCAUAUAGCGGAUUCAUUUUUUUCAAAAAUGCAUGGGCUACGCACUCUUGAUUUGUCCAACACUAGUAUUGAGGUUUUGCCAGAUUCUUUGUCCGAGUUGGAGAGCCUUAAGGCCUUGAUCCUCGGAAAUUGCGUGCGUCUUGUGUAUGUUCCGUACUUGGGAAAGAUGAAGGAACUGCGGGAAUUAGAUCUUUCGAAUACAUUAAUUAAAGAAGUUCCUAAAGGAAUGGAAGAAUCGGUCAAUCUCAAAUUAUUAUCGAUGAGAGGAGCAAAUUUGUUAGUGAUGUUCCCAACAGGUUUGCUAAUCGAUCUUGUAAAACUUCGACGUCUCUAUCUUCCAUGUCAAGUAGAGAUAUCAAUGGAGGAAGUAAAGAGGUUGAAGUUGCUCGAGGAGUUCGAGUAUCGAGGGUGUUCUUUGCCUUGUGCUUGAUUGUUUAGACUUUAGAGGGUAUUUGAUGGUUUUCAAAGUUUGAUAGUUUUUGUAUUCUCAUAAUUUUCACUUUUUAUGUUGAAAUACAUUGUAUUCAGUGACGAA
Messenger RNA from Erythranthe guttata (spotted monkey flower), 2388 nucleotides. The record is from RefSeq and is a predicted model, not a curated record. Lineage: Eukaryota; Viridiplantae; Streptophyta; Magnoliopsida; Lamiales; Phrymaceae.